UUUAUCGUUUUAAGGAUUUUACAUUGAGGAGAAGAAACACAAACUACAAGAUGCUGCUGUGGACUCUGUUGGCAUUUUUCAGUCUGGGCGCACUGGGGCAGCUGGAGGAUUCCCUGUUAGAAGAUGAGAUGGACUUUGAUCUGGCUGACUUUGAUUUGGACAUUCCACCGCGAAGGGUCCCACGGCAGGUGAAGACUAUAUUAUCCAAGGAAACCAAACCUCACAUCCAGGAGCUCUCCAUCAAAACCACCAUCAUCUCGCGCUACGCUUUCACCGCGGUGUACUGCGCCAUGCUCAACCGGCACUCCGCCGCCUCCACGGGCGUCUUCCAGUUCCAGAUCCCCGCGGACGCAUACGUCUCCAACUUCACCAUGAUCAUCGGAGGGCGUGUCUACCAGAGCGAGGUCAGGCCCAGGCAGAAGAGGGUCAAACAGGAGAACGGCAAGCCCCGAAACAAAGAGGCAGGUGGUGCAAGCCCUGAGGCCGAGGUGGAGGUGUUCCGGAUGGAGGCCAGCAUCCCGGGUCGGAACCGCGCCGUCUUCCUGCUCACCUACGAGCAGCUCCUGCAGCGCCGCCUGGGGCGCUACGAGCACGUGACCAGCCUGCGGCCCCUGCAGCUGGUCAGCCGCCUCGGCCUGGAGGUCACCAUCGUGGACCACUCGGCCAUCACGGACCUGGAGGUGCUGCCGCUGCGCAACGGGAGGAGCAACGGCGCGGCCGCGCCCAGCGCCGCCAAGUCAGCAGCCAAGCUUCCCGUCACCACCGUCAUCACGAACGAGAAGAACGUCUGCAGGAUCACCUUCAGCCCCAACAUCGUCCAGCAGGCCAAGAUCACCACCAGCGGCGUCCUGGGGGACUUCGUGAUCCGCUACGACGUGCAGAGGGACAUGGGCAUCGGGGACAUCCAGGUUUUAAAUGGACAUUUUGUCCACUACUUCGCCCCCAAAGAUCUGCCCGUCGUGCCCAAGAACGUGGUGUUUGUGAUCGACACCAGCGGCUCCAUGACGGGAACCAAGAUCAAACAGACUCAAGAAGCUCUGUUCACCAUCCUGAGGGACCUGCGGUACGAAGACCACUUCAACUUCAUCAGCUUCUCCAACAAGAUCAAAGUCUGGAAGCCGGACGGCCUCGUUCAGGCCACGGCCGACAACGUGAGCGACGCCAAGAGGUUUAUUCUCCGGCUGACCGCCAACGGAGGGACGAACAUCGACGGGGCCAUCCAGACGGGCUCCUCCCUGCUGAGGGACUACCUCUCGGGCCCCAGCACCAACCCCAACAGCGUGUCGCUCAUCAUCUUCCUGACGGACGGGCAGCCCACGGUGGGGGAGAAGCAGGCGCCCGUCAUCCUGGGGAACACUCGCUCGGCCGUGCAGGAGAAGUUCUGCAUCUUCACCAUCGGGAUCGGGAACGACGUGGACUACCGGCUGCUGGAGCGCAUGGCUCUGGAGAACUGCGGCAUGAUGAGGCGCAUUGGCGAGGAGGCCAACGCCAGCGCCAUGCUCAAAGGGUUCUACGAUGAGAUCGGAACGCCUCUGCUUUCCGACAUCAGGAUAAACUACACAGAGGACUCCGUCCAGUACGUCACUCAGCACCUCUUCACCAACUACUUCAACGGCUCCGAGAUCGUCAUCGCCGGAAAACUGACGGACCGGACGGCGGAGUCGCUCCACGUUCAGGUCACCGCCAGCAACAACGACAAGAGCAUCAUCCUGGAGACCGACGUGCCGCUGCGGCACCGACAGAUCGAGACCGAGAAGCGCGUGAAGGCGGCCACCGCGGCGAUGGCGGCCGGGGGGCCGGCCUCGGGCUCGGACGUGACCCAGGUUUUGGGGAGCGCCCUGACCACUAUAGCCGAGGACUUCGUGGAGCGUCUCUGGGGUUUUCUGAGCGUCAAGGACGGACUGAAGUCGCGACUUCGCAGCCAAACCAGCAGGGAGAGGGACGGACACGUCCGGCAGACCACCAACCUGUCCGUGACGUACCACUUCCUCACGCCGCUCACCAAGCUGGAGGUGGAGAAGCCUGAAGUUCUGGCCGACGGCAGCAUGGCGCCGGCCCCCACGAACCCGCCGGGAGCUGAGGAGGUCGCCAACGAGCUGCCGGGCGACGCAGACGACGACAAGCUCAAACAAUCUGAGGGGAAGCCGAGCAGCCAGACUUCAUCUUUGAGAGAUACAAUUGGUAAGGUUGAAAGAAGACCAGCCAAGAAAUCCGUUACCAUCUCCAAAACAUCAGCUGAUGGCGACCCUCACUUCGUGGUAGAGUUUCCUCUCAGUAAACUCACCGUGUGCUUCAACAUCAACGGUGAGCCCGGACACGUCCUCCGCCUUGUCUCCGACCACAAGUACUCGGGUGUGACCGUCAACGGGAAGCUGAUCGGCGCCCCGGCUCCGGCGGGAAGCCACAAGCAGCAGCGCACCUACUUCAGCACCAUCAUCAUCGUGGUGGAUCGACCCAAACGCGCCUACAUCGAAGUGACCCCGAAGAGGGUGAUCCUGGACGGGCGGGACCGCAUGGUGCUGCCCUGCCAGUCCACGGUGGCCGUGGACAGCGGCGAGCUCUCCGUGGCCAUCGUGGGGAGGUCCAACGUGACCGUGACCGUCGGCGGGAACAUCGCCUUCGUCAUCCUGCUGCAUCAGUACAAGAACCCGGCGCCGUACCAGAGAGACCAUCUGGGCUUCUACAUCGGCAACAGCAAGGGGCUUUCACACAACUGCCACGGUCUGAUAGGUCAGUUCCUGUACGAGGAGGUGGGCCUGGUCGAGCUCCCCGCCCAGGAGGGCGCCAAGGCCUCGCAGGUCCUGAAGGUGAAGGAGCGCUCGGUGCCGGUGGUGAAGAAGAGCCGCAGGAUCUACAGCGGCGCGCAGAACGUGGACUGCUGGUUCGCCCGCAACAACGCCGCCAAGCUGAUAGACGGACAGUACGAGGACUAUCUGGCGUCGCACAUGUUCGACACGGGCGAGACGCCGCGCGGAAACAAGACCUCCAUCUAACCACUAACUCCCGUUACCUGUUGUAAACAGCGGUCGCACCCUCAGAGGGUCCCACAGUCAUUCCAGCCUUCUGCCGAGCUACAGGCUCAGUUUGAAUAUAUUUUUUUACUAUUUCUAAUUGAAA
Messenger RNA from Salarias fasciatus (jewelled blenny), 3117 nucleotides. It is a transcript of the gene itih5, whose product is annotated as inter-alpha-trypsin inhibitor heavy chain 5. NCBI's taxonomy places the organism in Eukaryota, Metazoa, Chordata, Actinopteri, Blenniiformes, Blenniidae. The coding region runs from base 51 to 2993 and encodes 980 amino acids. Gene Ontology annotation, molecular function: serine-type endopeptidase inhibitor activity. The record is from RefSeq and is a predicted model, not a curated record. The transcript is spliced from 14 exons. Gene Ontology annotation, biological process: hyaluronan metabolic process.